CGCAUUGUUAGUGUUGAUGCUUUCUGAUAAGCAGUACAAAAUGGGACCUGAGUUUCCGUAAUAUAUGAGCUAUAAAAACAGAACAGAAUCCUUUUAUUAUCAUUAUGGGAGGGCAAGGUGUAAUGGCAAACGAGGAAUCGCUGGAUUAUUCGGUGCAUGAAGCGUGGAAUGAGGCCACUAAUGUUUACCUACUGGUUAUUCUGGUCAGUUUCGCCCUGUUGAUGUACGCCAGAAAAAAUAAGAGGAAGAUUAUGCGUAUAUUUACGCUGCCACCGACAGUAGGAACCCCAGCAGAGCCGAACUUCUACGACAGUCUGCAGAAAGUCCGGCUAAGACAACAACUGGAAAUGUAUUCCAUCGCUCGUAAAUAUGAUCAGCAGAACCAGCAGUCGGACAGUGUGCAGCUGUCAAUAGAGUGAUCUCACAGUAGGGGGCGCUCUUUACCCACCAAUGGUACAAAUGAAUGAAGGCAGUACGGCCAAAUCUGAGCUGACAUGCCUCAACUCUACAUAGACUCAGAAGUGGGUUGUGUGGGGUACUGUUACAUUUGUUUGAUAUCAAGAGCUGUUUUACAUCUACAUACCCCUGAAACAUUGAGGAUAAGGAGGCAUUUAUUUGAUGUGAUUUUCCUAAGCAAGCUUCAUUGGACUAUGACACCGAUGAAAGUGAAAGUGUAACAUUGUUCUUUGUAUGUUCAUGUAAAUGCUUAAAAAAUUAAUUGACUCCAGACAUCAUCCAUUUACAUGGAAGCAUUGGAAUUAAAGUAACAUUUUACCAACUUACUACUAAAUGACUAUUGAGCACACAGGUUGAAAAUACUGUGAUGAAUGCACUGCCAUGCACACUUGACACAAGCUUCUCCAGUGCUGUAGCCAUGUGUUAUAUUGCCCUCUAGUGCUAGCUGACAUAAAUGUCAGUAGUUGCAGCCUGUUUUAUAAAUCGGAUAAAAUGUAUAAUAUUAAACAAGUUUCCUUAAAGGGCAGUCACUUGUAGGUAUUAUUGAAACAACUACAUUGGUGGAUAAGCAUGAGUCAGUCAAUAUGCUUUUAAAGCUAGUUUUUUUGUGACAACCUCUCCAGUAAACAAAAUAUUCUGUGCACAUGAAUCUAGUUAUUGUGAGAAAUGCUUUUUACGCAACACUAUUAUGUACUUGUGGUGAUUUGCGUGGGCAAAUCACAUCUUCAGAUAGCAUUGUUUUUUCUUGUUUCACAUUAUUGUUAUAAAAUCGAGUGAUGUAUAAAAAGUGCAAUAAACGAGUCCAAGCGAUA
Messenger RNA from Triplophysa dalaica, 1268 nucleotides. It is a transcript of the gene smim19, whose product is annotated as small integral membrane protein 19. Lineage: Eukaryota; Metazoa; Chordata; Actinopteri; Cypriniformes; Nemacheilidae. The transcript is spliced from 3 exons. The record is from RefSeq and is a predicted model, not a curated record. The coding region runs from base 105 to 419 and encodes 104 amino acids.